Messenger RNA from Rotaria sp. Silwood2, 2796 nucleotides. NCBI's taxonomy places the organism in Eukaryota, Metazoa, Rotifera, Eurotatoria, Philodinida, Philodinidae. The record is from the annotation of a GenBank genome assembly.
AUGGUACAAGCCAUUGUUCCUCAACAAAUCUUCUUUCAAAAUCGUCGCAUAGGUAUGCGAGUUCACAAUGCCUUAUCAUCUGCCAUCUAUAAACACUUGUUGGCAAUCAAUACAGCAGCUCUUCGCAAGACUACUGCUGCUCAGAUUAUCAAUUUAGUCGCAAAUGAUGUCGGUAAGUUUGAAGAAUUGAGCGUGUUCGUGCAUAAUUCGGUGUUGGUACCUGUGGAAGUUCUUGUAACGUUUGGUCUCGUUUGGUGGUACAUCGGUGUACCGACUUUAUUCGGCUAUGCGGUACUGAUUUUAUUAGUACCUAUACAAUUCAUGUUCAGUAGACAAUUCAGCCGAUACCGAAAGACCACAAUGACAUGUACAGACAAGCGUGUACAAACGAUCAAUGAACUUGUAAGCGGAUGCCAAAUUAUUAAAAUGUACAAUUGGGAAAAAGCUAUGGAACAACGAGUACGUGAAGCACGUCGGCGUGAACUUUCAAACAUUUACAAAGCGAGUUGCUUGAGAGCUCUCAAUACUACUAUCUCCUUCACAACAUUACCUUUGAUUUGUCUUGCUACAUUCGGUGGUAGUUGGCUAAUGGGUCGAACUUUGCUUUCAGAAGAUAUAUUCUCUACACUAGCUUUCUUCGUCAUGAUCCGAGCUCCAGUAACAAUGGCAAUGCCGAGCGCGAUCGAAAAAUUGAGUGAGGCUAAUGUUUCUGCAAGAAGAAUCGAUCAAUUCAUGCAACUCGACAUGUUGUCGAAUAAACGUGAAAAAGCGGAAAACGAAAACGGGUAUCAUGUAAUCAUAAUGGAAGAUGCAUCAUUUUCAUGGAAAGAUACUCCUUCUUUAUUCUCUCUCAAUCUCAAAAUCAAAAGCGGGAACUUGGUUGGAGUAAAAGGUCCGAUCGGUGCUGGCAAGUCAACCCUGCUAGCUGCUAUUCUCGGUGAGAUCAAUCUUGUUAGUGGAAAGCUACGACUUCAUGUUAAUUCAAUUUCGUACACUCCACAAUCGGCGUGGAUAUUUGCUGACACUAUUCGAGCUAAUAUUCUUCUUGGCAAAGCGAUGGAUGAAGAACGUUACAAGAUUGUAAUAAAGGCAUGUUGUCUUGAUGUCGAUCUACAGAAUUUCGGUGAAGUCGGUGAUUUAUCAAUGAUUAGUGAUAAAGGUGUCAAUUUGAGUGGCGGACAAAAGGCUCGUAUAUCGCUCGCUCGUGCUCUGUACGCUGAUGCUGACUUAUAUUUACUCGAUGAUCCACUUGCUGCCGUUGAUCCAAAGGUGGCAAAGAACAUUUUCGAUCGAUGCAUUGGUCCUCAUAGUCUCCUUCGUGGAAAGACUCGAAUAUUGGUUACACACCAGACACAUUUUUUAGUUGAAACAGACCAAAUGAUUCUCAUGACAUAUGGUCACAUCGAAGAAUUACAGAUUGAACAACGACCUACAAUAGAAACAUCAACUGAUAUAUUAGAAACAGAGUCAUCUGACGACAAGGAGACAGAUUGGGUACUUAACACUACUGUAACUGAUAUGAAUUCGAUUGUCAAGAAUGAGACAUCAGUUGACGGUGCCAUCAAGUGGAAUGUUUGGCUAAAACUGUUUACUUCACCACCUUUACGGUGGUUCGGUUUUCUUCUAAUGAUUAUUUUUAUGUUCGUUAAUGAAGCUUCGUACGAUUUGGCAAAUACUUGGCUCGCUCUAUGGUCUGAUAAAGAUGAAAGAGAACAGCGAUCACCGUUUUAUGCUUACGUCUAUCUCGGAGCUAUAUGUUCUAUAUUAAUCAUUUCAAUAAUACGUGUUGCCUAUAUCUACUAUAUUAUGUUGUGUGGUUCGACCUAUUUUCACAAACAAAUGCUCAAAGGUAUCUUGUAUACUUCGUUACGUUUCUUUGAAAGUAAUCCAAGUGGACGAAUCUUGAAUCGAGCAAGCAAAGAUCAACAAGUAUUAGAUCAAUCGUUACCUUUAGCUUUAAUUGAUACGAUGCAAUAUCUACUGCUAACUCUUGGUUCUAUCACAAUCAUUGGUAGGACUAACCCCUGGGUACUUCUAAUUCUCAUUCCUUUGGUUCCCUCAGUUGUGUGGCUCCGUCGAUUUUACAUGCGUUCGAGUCGUCAACUCAAACGACUCGAAAGUAUAACACGUAGUCCUAUUUAUACAUUGUUCUCAUCAUCAUUAGACGGACUCACUAGUAUUCGUGCGUUUGACGUUCAAGAAGAUUUUUUAAAUAUGUUUAUCGAAAGAAUUGAUGCCAAUUCACGAGCUUACUUCAUUCUGUCUUCCACUGCGCACUGGUUCGGUAUACGACUCGAUCUUAUGGCAUCCUUACUCACGUUAGUUACUGCUGUUCUUGCAGUAGCUUUACGCCAUCAAAUUGAUCCGCCGACAGCAGCACUUAGUAUCACAUAUUGCAUUACUUUAACAGGUCUCUUUCAAUGGGCUAUACGACAAUCAGCCGAAGCUGAAAAUUUCAUGACUAGUGCAGAACGUAUUCAUGAAUAUGGUCAACUAGUGCCAGAAAGCCAACAGACCAGCAACGAGAGCAAUAUUCUCAUUCAACCAGCAGAGGAUUGGCCUUCUCGUGGUAUUAUAGAAUUUAAAGACUACACUUUUCGCUAUCGUCCAGAGCUUGAUCCUGUACUCAAAAAUCUUAAUCUACGAAUUGAGUCCAAAGAAAAGAUUGGUGUUAUUGGUCGGACAGGUAUGAUUACUUCACUUCUGAGAAUAUAUAUGAAGAGCAUUCUUAAUGAGGAAACAGAAAAUCGGUCGAAAAUGAAUAUGUUUCCAAUACGUGCCUAUACCUAUGAAUAG